CGCUCUUUCUCUCUCUCUCUUUCUCACUCGCGCACAUACGUGUUGUUUGUCCAAUUUUCCUGUUUAUAUUUACCUUACCUAUUCUGCUAAAUACUUCUAUUCUAUUAUGCUUUUGUAAAUAGACCAUACAAGUCAUCUUAUUAUCCUUAUAUUUCAUUUCAGAAAGUUUCGGAUAGUUUUGAUACUUGAAAAUAUUAGUACUAUGUCUGAGUUCGAUGCGUUAUGUGAGAGUGUAGAAAGCUUAACGAUGGAUAAUUUUAUGAAUAAUACAAUGAAUUCAAUCGAUUUAGCAGACUACUCAAAUAAAGUUUUAAAAGUGACCAAAAUGCUAUCCAGUUAUUUGGAAAAUAUUAAGAAAAACAAACAGCCAUACAAUGAUAUUUCAAUUGGUUCUAAUAAGCCUUCAGAAAUGAUUAAGAAAUUAAGUUUAAUCAAUUCAAAGACAACUUGGAAUAAAGAUGAUAAUAGCAAUGACAACAAUAAUCAUAACAGGCGCAAUCCAAAAACUUAUAGAAAUUAUAGUGUUUCUUAUAAACAUAAAGCCAGAAAUCAAACUAUUUCAACUGCCAACCAAACUAACCACAGUUUUCGACGUCAAAAUUUUCGAGCAAAAACAUCGUAUAAUAACAAUUACCAAAGGCAACAAAAUGACUAUAUUGGUACGAGCAAUCAUCAUCAACGUAAAAAUACAUUCAAAUACUUAAAAAUAAAAUAAUAUGGAUGAAAACAGUGAUAAUAGCAGUGAUAACGACAGUAAUAUUAGUAGCAUAUCUUCUGAACAAUCAGAUAAUUCUUCAGAACCUUUAAAAAAAAAAAGAUACAAACAGUUCAUGUACAAAAAUUAUAAUCCUCUAGAAGUUAGCAGCCAAAGUAGAAUAAAAUAUGAGCAAGUAAGAAAUCAGCUUCGUAAUGUACAAACGGGCUCUAAUGAAGAUAAUAGUCAAAGUCAUAUUUAACGAUAUUGCUGAAGAAAUAAAUCCUCUUAUUGAUAAUAACGCAAAUCCUAGAAUAUAUCCUGCGGAUAAUGAUGUUGUUAUACACCAAAGUAGAACUACCGAAAACGAACUAAAUCUGCACCCAGAUAAUGAUAUUUCAAUGUGUAAUGAUGAUGAUAGAAAUUUUCAUCUACCAGAAGAUUUAUUUGGAAACGAUUCAGAGUUUUAUUUUGAUGAUGAAAUGAACAAAACAAAAAAUAAAAAACUUAAAAGAUUUGAUGAACACAAAAGGAUUUUUUGACACAAUUACGACACCUGUUAAUAUAAGUGGAGGCGAGCUACUGUUAAUGCUUUUAAAAUUUUGUUUAAUGAAUCAUACAUGUCAAACAGAAAUGUCGAAUUUGUUCAGAUUGAUUAAUGCUAUUUUUGCUGAACCUAUAUUACCGGAAUCACGAUAUACUUUAGAUAUAAUUCUAAAUCCGGACAAUAACACUGAAUUAUAUGGGUGCUGUCAAAAAUGUGGAAAUUGCCUUGGAAAAUUAGGUGAAGUUGAUGAAAAGGUGGUUUGCAAUAUUUGUCAAAAUCAAACAGAUCUAUCUUGAUACCUCAAAAUCAAUAUCUGAUAUUAUCAGCAGUCAUGAUGAUUAUUAUAAUUAUAUUGUGAAAGAAAGAGUUUAUGAAGAAAAUCAUAUGAAAGAUAUUUUUGAUGGUAAAAUGUAUCGUGACUUUGUAUCGCCACUUCCUGAAGAAGACAGGGAUCGCUAUGUAACAUUAACGCUGAAUACCGAUGGUGCUCCAGUAUUUAAAUGCUCAAAAUAUUCGAUUUGGCCUGUGUAUCUAAUGGUACAUGAAAUUCCUGUUCAAGAACGAUUUAACAAAAUUGUAACAUGCUGUUUAUGGUUUAAUAAAAUCAAACCACCCAUGGAGACUUUUUUAUAUCCACCUGAUAAUCAAAUUAACAGCUUAUUCCGUGACGAUAUUAAUUGCAUCAUACAAGGAGAAUUGAGAAAGUUAAAAUUAUUCGUACUUCUUUGCUGUGUCGACACGAUUGCUAGAGCUCCUGUUCUCGGAAAGAACCAAUUUAAUGCUCACUUUGGUUGUGAUUAGUGUGGACAUCCUGGUGAAUGGUGUGGAGGUAGUAUGAGGUAUCCUAUAUUAUUUGAGACACCUAGAGAAAAAGAUAAGGAUAUGACAAUAGAUUACAUGUUACAAGUAGGAUGUAUGGAAAAUCCAACUCCUAUUUAUGGCAUCAAAUCUGUAUCACCUCUGAUUAAUUUACCACAUUUUGAUAUUAUUAAGGGUUUUGUACCGGACUACAUGCAUUGCUGCUUGCUUGGAGUUGCGCAGCAAAUUACUAAUUAUCUGCUUGAUAAAUGCGAUAUGCAUCUUAUUGACGAUUUAAUCAAAAGUAUCAAGGUUCCACAUGUUGUAAGUCGCUUGUCUAGACCAUUUUCAGACAGAAACUAUUGGAAAGCACAGGAGUGGGAAAAUUGGAUCAUAUAUUAUAGCGUCCCAAUUCUAGCUUCUAAAAUCAGUAGUGAAAUGCUUCACUACUGGACUUUGUUUGUAGAAAGUUUAUACAUUUGCUUACAAACAGAUAUAAAUGAAGCUGACUUGGACAGAGCAGAUGAAAUGUUGCACAUAUUUGCAUUCAAAACGCAAAAAUAUUUUGGAAAGACUGCUAUGACUUACAAUAUGCAUCAAUUGUUGCAUUUAGUAAAAAGUGUUUACAAUUCGGGUCCGCUUUGGUCUCAUUCCGCCUUUGCAUUUGAAUCUGGAAAUCAUCAAUUGUUACAGGCAAUUCAUUGUGCAAAAGGAGUGAUUUUGCAAAUUUUGCGAUUUCUUAACAUUAAUUCAAGUACUUUUGCGCUCGAAAAGAAAGUUUAUCCAACUGCAUGUGAAAUUGUUCGAAACUAUUGUGUUACUAUAAAAAAAAUACCAGUGAAAAAAAGUUAUAAAUGAAUGAAUAUAACAUAUUUUGGAAAAGAACUAAAAAUAAGUCAAGAAAAAGCUAUUCAAUUUGGUGUAUCAGAAGAUAGAGUAUAUUAUAGAAUGGUGAAAGAUGGAUGUCUACGAAGACCCAAUCUUCGCUCUGAUAAUUCUUUUGCUUUAUUAAAAGAUAAUAGGACAAUAAAAA
This is a messenger RNA of Nasonia vitripennis (jewel wasp), 3072 nucleotides long. RefSeq names its product GATA zinc finger domain-containing protein 14. NCBI's taxonomy places the organism in Eukaryota, Metazoa, Arthropoda, Insecta, Hymenoptera, Pteromalidae. The transcript is spliced from 8 exons. The record is from RefSeq and is a predicted model, not a curated record. Bases 203 to 715 code for a protein of 170 amino acids.